GUUUCAUAUACAUAAUGAUAUUAUGUAAUACACCAGUUAUAUUAUGUGAAGUCGCUUUGAGGGGACCAGUGAGACGUGAAGUGACUAUUGCUAUUAAAUCCUUAAAUUUAUCUUAUCCUCGAUAUAAUUGAUUCGGUUACACUUUGGGAUAAAUGGAAUAAUUUAAAUUCAAGUGUUCUAACGGCGACGAAACUGUUGAGAAUGUUGCGAUUUUUACGGCUGUGCAAAUUGGCCCGGGUAUCUGUACCAAAAAUAAUGGCGUAUAUAGACCGAAUGAUAGAUAUACAACUGGCGUUCGGAUAUGACGUUGGAAAGGGAUUCGUAACUGGUGAAACUGAGGUGUGCAAUCUCUUGCCUCAGCUGGUUGAUAAUCAGCAGAUUCAAGAGACCCUUUAUAAUAGACUCGAGGCUGACAGACUCGUUGUAACCCGCCAACUGGGUUUGCUACAAAGAGACAGGCCAUGGACAGCAAUCACAGUGAAGACGAGACAAGCAACCACGUCUACCCUUAAUAUAAUGCUCUCAGAUGCAAUGCAACUAAAGGAAGAAGGUUUUCUAGACGAAAUGGAGUACCGUUUACUAGUAAACGCGGUACAAGAGAAAGUUCAAGCUAUUCGACAUAAGGGUAGCUUAGUGGCACCCUCUUUACCAGAGACCCAGCUCCGCGCCAUUUCCUGGCUUCAAGGCAACGAGAGAGUAGCAGACUUUUUCAUAGAAAACUCGGAAAUACAUAAUUAUAAUAUUAACGAUGUAUUGAUAUUUAGAGGUGACCAGCCAAAAGGGAUUUACAUUUUGGUAUCAGGGCUGUGUGAAGCGAAAUACAUUCCGCCAGACGACGAAAUGGAUGAGGCGAUUCCCAAUUAUGAGUUCCUCACGGAUUUGAAGUUCUCUGAACCGAGUCAGGAGUAUAUUGUAUCUGGAAAUGCUAUUGGAGUAUUGGGGGUGCUAACGAAUCGUCCUUACAACUAUACAGUACGCUGCGAUUCGGCAGUCCAAGCAUAUUAUAUCACCAUACAAGUAGUCAAAGAUGCAUUCAAUAUUGCCCCACAUCCUAUAAUGGGGUUAGAAGCGUCAAUGUGGCGUGAAAUAGGCAUCAAGUUAUCUCUAAUGGUGCUACCAAACGUUCCAGCUUAUCAUUCUUGGUCAAGCGAGAAAAUCAGUAUGCGAUUGGAACACGCUUUUGUGCCUUGCCUUAAGGCUUUUAAGAUAUUUGUGGUUGGUGAAUUAAUGGAAGAUAUAGUGCUGUUAGACGGAGUGUGUCAGGAUAUGGCUACUAGAGAGGUGUUCCAACCACCUUGUUAUAUACCACGGACAGUCCAUCGUCUUAUAUUUCCAAAGUCAUCACAACUAGUCGUAUCCAGUCAGUGUCCAGAGACAAAAUUAUUAAUAGUCCCAGCAAAAGAUACAGACGAAUUGGACAUUAUGGAGGACGAACUUGACGAUUUACAAUGCGAACUGGUUUCCAACGCCUCCUCCCGUUGCCUAUACCACAGGGUGAUACGAAAAUUAUCUGUUGAAUCGCGCAAUAAGAGCGUUAUGCGCGGGCGCAAGCGGAAACGUGGGGCUAAACGGGUCAACUAUAGGGAGUCCGUGUGGGGAAAACAGAUGUCUUCAUCAACAAUACCGGGGGUAGGAUCUCAUACCGAUAAAGGAGUGUCUAAAUAUUACAAACCGAGCUUGGAUAAUGUGCCUGAAAAAUUGGAAACAUCUCAAAAUAACGGAGAAACCACAUCCCAGCAUAUACAGUCAGCGCGACAGUCUAGGUUGGAUUCUGAACAAGAGAUUUUUAACACCAUGCUGUCUAAGACUAAAGGCAGAACUUCAGACAACAAAUAAUGAUUGCUAACUUUUAUUUAGACAAUUUGAUGAUUCUAUUUAUUUUCUUAUAAAAAUAAAACAUUAUAAUUUGAUAAUUUUAUUUAAAAGUAAAAGAUGACACUGUUAACAAAGUGAUAAAAAAAUAGGAAUGUGAAAUUAAUACUAAAAAGAAAAUCAGACAGACUGGCAAGUAAAUAAUACAAGACCUAAAUGUAAACAAUAUUAAAGAAGUCUGAUGAAAAAUGAUUUUUAUUAUAUUUCAAUCAAAGAGGUCAUAUACCUUUAUAAAAAAUUCUUAACCUAUACUUUUGCCAAUUUCAGUCCAGUAAGUACAAAAAAAUAAGUAUAAAAUAUAAAAUUAUGAUGGCUUAGUGCCCAAGAAAAUGCAUAAGGAAUGAAGUAAAAAUAUAAACUACUUGCUAAAAAUAAAUGUUAAUUGCACACAAAAAAUAUUAAUGAUUCUCAAACACCUAAAUAUUUCAAUUGUUUGAUCCUAGUUUUUGUCAUGUUGUAUAUUUUUGUUAGGUUAUAUAAGAAUCAGUUUUUCCCAGCACACACAUGAC
Molecule: messenger RNA, 2381 nt
Organism: Pieris napi
Lineage: Eukaryota; Metazoa; Arthropoda; Insecta; Lepidoptera; Pieridae
Product: sodium/hydrogen exchanger 10-like
Exons: 17
Coding region: 202-1836 (544 amino acids)
Source: RefSeq, a predicted model, not a curated record